Molecule: messenger RNA, 1083 nt
Organism: Exophiala spinifera
Lineage: Eukaryota; Fungi; Ascomycota; Eurotiomycetes; Chaetothyriales; Herpotrichiellaceae
Exons: 1
Coding region: 1-1083 (360 amino acids)
Molecular function (GO): nucleotide binding
Source: RefSeq, a predicted model, not a curated record
AUGGCUGACACUGCAUUCAGCAGGGAUGAUGACCACCUUGCUGGUCAAAGACCUGUACUGACCGUUGCAGUGGUUGGUCUGGGACAAAUGGGACAAUCACACGCAAUUGCCUACCAUGGCAAUCCGGGAUAUCAGAUCGUAGGAUUGGUCAACCGCAGCGGCACGGCACUUCCAGACCAGCUGAAGCACUACCGGACCUUUACUGAUCUUGAUGCCGUGCUCGCGCUCAAGCCGGACGUGGUCUCGAUCAACACCCACACCGAUACACAUGCCCAGUAUGCGAUCACGGCGAUGGAGGCCGGCGCCCAUGUGUUCGUCGAGAAGCCACUCGCGCUGACGGUCACGGAUGCCGAACGUGUCGUGGCCACGGCACACCGCACCGGCAGAAAACUGGUCGUGGGCUACAUCUUGCGACACCACCCAAGUUGGGUCGAAUUCGUCACCCAGGCACGUCUUCUCGGCCCCCCGUUCGUCAUGCGUAUGAACCUCAAUCAGCGCUCUACGGGCCGCGCAUGGGUGCUUCACAAGCGGCUCUUGGAGAAUGUCAGCCCCGUCGUGGAUUGUGGAGUGCACUAUCUUGAUGUCAUGCUACAGAUCACGGACAGUGCUCCUGUCCAGGUUCGCGGUAUGGGAGUACGCCUCUCGGACGAGAUUGCUUCUGACCAGGUCAACUAUGGUCACCUUCAGGUCACAUUCGCCGAUGGCUCGGUAGGGUGGUACGAAGCAGGCUGGGGCCCGAUGAUCUCAGAGACGGCGCACUUCGUCAAAGACGUUAUGGGUCCGCGAGGUUCGGUGUCGAUUGUGAAGGAGGACGACACUGGGUCUGCAGAUGUACACAGCCACACAAAGACUUCUCGACUUCGCAUACACCGUGUUGCCGACGGCAAGGACAAGGUUUUGUCCAUGGCUGACGAGCCAGACCACUACGGGCUUUGUGCUCGGGAGCAGCAAUUCCUACUCGAGGCCAUCUGGGAAGACCAAAACCUGGAGCAGCAUAUGAAAGACGCAGUGCGGUCGCUUGCUGUUGUCCUUGCUGCGGACCAGUCUAUGCGUGAGGGUCGCGCGAUAGACCUGUCGAUAUAG